This is a messenger RNA of Arabidopsis lyrata subsp. lyrata, 1789 nucleotides long. RefSeq names its product nuclear poly(A) polymerase 3. Bases 125 to 1648 code for a protein of 507 amino acids. The record is from RefSeq and is a predicted model, not a curated record. The transcript is spliced from 11 exons. NCBI's taxonomy places the organism in Eukaryota, Viridiplantae, Streptophyta, Magnoliopsida, Brassicales, Brassicaceae. Gene Ontology annotation, cellular component: nucleus. Gene Ontology annotation, molecular function: poly(A) RNA polymerase activity; RNA binding.
UUGAAAACAAAAGGCGAAGCGGAGAGACUAGAGAAGAAACUGCGUAAUCACCAAUUUUGCUUCUUUGUUUUUCUGCAAAGAUUUUUCUCGGAAAACAAGGCAAGAAAAUCUGACAUUCCUGGAAAUGAAAAAGGGAGGUGGGAGAAAUAAAGGUUUUCCUCCUUCUAUGGAAGAUGGAAGCUCGAUUUCGCUUCGUCAGCUGAUGGUUAAUGAAGGACUGAUUCCAUCUCUUGAAGAUCAGGAGAAACGAAGAGUUGUCAUCAAUAAGCUACGAAAGAUAGUGGUGAGAUGGGUUAAGAAUGUUGCCUGGCAACACCGUCUUCCACAAAAUCAGAUUGACGCCACCAACGCCACCAUUUUACCUUAUGGUUCUUAUGGUCUUGGGGUUUAUGGUUCUGAAUCAGACAUCGACGCUCUCUGCAUUGGUCCUUUCUUUGCCUCUAUUUCUGAGGAUUUUUUCAUCUCCUUGCGUGAUAUGUUGAAAAGCAGACGAGAAGUUUCCGAGGUUCAUUGUGUUAAAGAUGCAAAAGUUCCUCUCAUCCGCUUUAAGUUUGAUGGGAUCUUGGUUGAUCUUCCAUAUGCUCAGCUUAGAGUAUUAUCCAUUCCAAACAAUGUAGAUGUGCUUAAUCCUUUCUUUCUGAGGGAUAUUGACGAGACAAGUUGGAAAAGCUUGUCUGGAGUUCGUGCAAAUAAAUGCAUACUUCAGUUAGUGCCUUCCUUAGAGCUAUUCCAAUCAUUGCUGCGGUGUGUCAAAUUAUGGGCAAAGAGGCGAGGUGUAUACGGUAAUUUGAAUGGAUUUCUAGGAGGAGUUCAUAUGGCUAUUCUUGCUGCAUUUGUUUGUGGAUACGAAUCGAAUGCAACAUUGAGUUCCCUUCUGGCAAAUUUCUUCUACAUAUUUGCUCACUGGCAAUGGCCUACACCGGUGGUGCUGCUAGAGGACACUUAUCCAGCGACUGGGGCUCCUCCAGGCUUAAUGCCCAUCCAAUUGCCAUGUGGUUCACAUCAAUACUGCAACUCCAACAUAACAAGAAGCACUUUUUACAAGAUAAUGGCAGAGUUUCUACGAGGGCAUAAUUUGACAAAGGAUUACUUGAAGCCCAACUUCAGUUGGAAGAAUUUGUUUGAGCUCUAUCCAUACGAAAACACAUACACGUGGUUCACCAAAAUACACCUCUCGGCUGCUAACCAGGAAGAUCUCAGUGAUUGGGUUGGUUGGGUUAAGUCACGUUUCCGUUGUCUUCUGAGCAAGAUAGAGGAAGUUUAUGGCAUUUGCGAUCCAAACCCAACAGAGUAUGUUGAAACCUAUACAAAGCAGCCAAACAUUGUCUUUUACUGGGGAUUACAGCUCAGAACCAUAAAUGUUUCGGACAUUGAAUCUGUGGAGACAGAAUUUCUGAAGAAUCUCAACAGUGGAAGCUUCCAGGGACCAGUUGGUAGAAUCCAGUUAUCGGUUGUAAAAGAGUCUCAACUGCCUAAGAAUGGUGAGUGUGCUAGCAACAACAGAAGCAAGAAGGUGACAAAGACUUGUUGGAGAAUCCGGGAAAAUAAGCAAUGCAAUAAUGUACCGGUUUACUCACAUCAUUUGCCUGGUUAUGUGGUUGGGUAUCAGAAGAUGGCUAACAGAGAAGCUGAUGGUAUGGCGGGUUAAAUGUUAGGUUAUGUUAGUAGUAAUGAUUCUUAGACUCUUUUGUCUGUUUGUUUGCAGGAAGAAACUAGUUUGAAUUUUAACCUUCUGAUUUGUAAAUGUCUCUUGACUAAAUCCCAAUUGUUACACAUUUCUCUACUCUAU